Molecule: messenger RNA, 1515 nt
Organism: Ipomoea nil (Japanese morning glory)
Lineage: Eukaryota; Viridiplantae; Streptophyta; Magnoliopsida; Solanales; Convolvulaceae
Product: probable leucine-rich repeat receptor-like protein kinase At1g35710
Exons: 2
Coding region: 1-1515 (504 amino acids)
Molecular function (GO): protein binding
Source: RefSeq, a predicted model, not a curated record
AUGGGGAACUUGAGAAAUUUAACGACCCUUUAUCUCUUUGAGAACCAACUUUCAGGCUAUAUUCCUCAAGAAAUUGGGUUGUUAACAUCUCUUACUGUUUUGCAAUUAUACACAAAUAAUCUCACUGGCCAAAUCCCAACUUCAAUUGGGAACUUGCAAGUUUUAACAACCCUAUAUCUCACUCGGAACCAACUUUCAGGCAACAUUCCCCAAGAAAUUGGACGGUUAACCUCUCUUGUUAAUUUGGGAUUGGGUUCAAAUAAUUUCACAGGUCAAAUUCCUACUUCAAUUGGAAACUUGCAAAAGUUAACAACCCUUUAUCUAUGGGGGAACAAACUUUCAGGCCACAUUCCUCAAGAAAUUUGGAUGUUAAAGUCUCUUGUUAAUUUGGAAUUAUCCUCAAAUAAUCUCAUAGGUCAAAUCUCUACUUUAAUUGGGAACUUGAGAAAUUUAACGACCCUUUAUCUCUUUGAGAACCAACUUUCAGGCUAUAUUCCUCAAGAAAUUGGGUUGUUAACAUCUCUUACUGUUUUGCAAUUAUACACAAAUAAUCUCACUGGCCAAAUUCCAACUUCAAUUGGGAACUUGCAAGUUUUAACAACCCUAUAUCUCACUCGGAACCAACUUUCAGGCAACAUUCCCCAAGAAAUUGGAUGGUUAACGUCUCUUGUUAAUUUGGGAUUGGGUUCAAAUAAUCUCACAAGUCAAAUCCCUACUUCAAUUGGAAACUUGCAAAAGUUAACAACCCUUUAUCUAUGGGGGAACAAACUUUCAGGCCACAUUCCUCAAGAAAUUGGGUUGUUAACAUCUCUUGUUGAUUUGGAUUUGAGCUCAAAUAAUCUCGAAGGUCAAAUUCCUACUUCAAUUGGGAACUUACGAAGCUUAUCAAUUCUAUAUCUAUUUGAAAAUCAACUUUCAGGUCAAAUUCCUCAAGAAAUUGGAUUGUUAACUUUUCUUGUUGAUUUGGAAUUGGACUCAAAUAAUCUCAAAGGUCAAAUCCCUACUUCAAUUGGAAACCUGUGGAAAUUAACAAAUUUGUUUCUCAGGAAUAAUGAACUGAAUGGCAGCAUUCCUUCAGAGUUAAAUAACCUGACUCUCUUAGCUAAAUUUGAUUUAUCAGAUAAUCACCUCACUGGUGUUUUGCCUGGAAAUUUGUGCAUUGGUAAUUCACUGAAACAUUUGGCUGUCAAAAACAAUGAGUUUAUAGGAAAGAUUCCCAAAACACUGAAAAAUUGCACCUCUCUUCUCAGAGUACAUCUUGAAAACAAUCAAUUCUCAGGAGACAUCUUUGAAGAUUUCGGAAUUUAUCCUGAGCUAAACUACAUUAAUUUGAGUAACAAUUCUUUCUACGGCCAUCUAUCUUCUAAUUGGGGAAAUUGCCCAAAACUUGGUGCUUUGAAGAUUUCAACGAACAGAAUUUCUGGGAAACUCCCACCAAAUCUUAGCAAUGCUUCUCAAAUUGGUUUUAUUGAUCUCUCAUCAAAUCAACUAGUUGGAAAGAUUCCUAAGACAUAG